Molecule: messenger RNA, 411 nt
Organism: Heterostelium album PN500
Lineage: Eukaryota; Evosea; Eumycetozoa; Acytosteliales; Acytosteliaceae
Exons: 2
Coding region: 1-411 (136 amino acids)
Source: RefSeq, a predicted model, not a curated record
AUGAAUAGUGUCAAAGAUCUUUCUUUGAUGACUUCUUUUAUCAUCGAUGGUUGUAUGUAUGAGACGGUAAUGACAGCUUUACACUAUUCAGCCGAUUACGUACAAUUUAUAUUUCCAUUUGAAUCACCUAUAUCUAUGAAGUUCGAAAUUAUUGGAAAAGAUAAUACUUUAUUACAAAGUGUUAAUACAGGUGCAAUGUCAAGUAUGCCAAUUGGGCAAUCGAAAAUGUUUAAUAAAAAUGAAUUUGGCUCAUAUAUUACAAUUCGAGUAUAUAAGGUAUUGCCAACACAGAACCAGCCAAAUGUUUUACUUGAUAAUCUUAUAAUAAAGACUAGUCGUGCAACAGGCCACCGAAUUGUAUUCUAUAUAGUAACCAAUAUAUAUCCUCAAUCAAUUGGAUAUACCCAUUAG